Lutzomyia longipalpis is the source of this 6912-nucleotide messenger RNA. RefSeq lists its product as uncharacterized. The transcript has 7 exons. Bases 2887 to 5745 code for a protein of 952 amino acids. Lineage: Eukaryota; Metazoa; Arthropoda; Insecta; Diptera; Psychodidae. The record is from RefSeq and is a predicted model, not a curated record.
CACCGCAAGGGGCGCGUCUAUCGCGAGAAAUAACCCAAAACAGACAGAGAGCGGAAUAGAAAAAAAUGAGUCUGUCUCUUUCAUUUAUGUUUACAAACAGCAAAACUAGCGCCGCCCUGGUGGGUUGCUACCGAAUCAUUUUACAACGUUGUUGCAAAGGUUGCUGCAUCGUUGCCUCAGAGUUGCAAAAAAUGUCUAACAUGGCCGACGGCAUAAAAAAGUUGAUUUUUAUUUCAUUAUUCCGAGCAAUUGGGAGCCCAAAAUGAUGUGGGAAGGCUUUCUUAGGGAUAGUUGGGUGCAUUACUUGUGUUUAAAUAAUUAAUUAAAAAAAAUUAAAUUUUUGACCCCUAAAAAAAAUUAUUUUUUGGUUAAAAAAAUUAAGAAAAUUGAGAUGGGAGCAUCAUUUAAGUUCCUUUGAGGCGAUUUCAUGACGGUAGAACCGCAUGGCAUAUUUUUUUUCAUUUGGAAAAAAUCUAAAAACUCUAUUAUUAAAUAAUAUAAAUUAUCCAUUAGAGUUUGUCAUUUAUUAUGAUGGGAAUAUGGACGCCAUAUGAUUAUUAUGAGUGUGUACCAUAUUUCCCUCCAUUUAUGACAGCGGAAUGUUUUGAAAUAUUUUUUGAAACAUUUUUGUUUCAAAAAAUGUUAGUUGCGAGACGGUAUACGGGAAAGGAUAUUUCAGAGUUUUGCAACGUUGAGAUUACUAGUUGCGGCAACGCAGAUAUCUAUUGACCAUCUACUUCGAGGCAACGCAGAUAUAUACCGUUAGGCGUAGUUGCAUUGUAGUAAAUGUAACUCCGCGCAACGUUUAGGCAACUAUCAAUGGUUUGUUGGGUACAAAUCUCUCCACGCCAUUCAUUGUUAAAUAUAUGUGUUUUAGAAUAGCUCAUUCUUCAAUAAAGGAGUAUAUUCGUUUCUGUAUGGAAAACUCCCUCAUUCAAGGAAACAUAUCUGAUCAAAAUGUAUCUAAUAGAUUUUUAAAUGCACCAGCAAGUUGUAUUACAUGACAAUACCAUCUAAUCAACCUUCCAAAAAUUAAAAGAAAAAAAUGUAUUUCGCCGCACAGCAGGAAAUUUGUGUAAAGUAUAUGUUCAAUCUCAUCUCUUGAAGCUUCCGGUCAAUUUGUGCUGAACUGAGAAUCUCCGUGCUUAAAGCAUAAAGUCGCGAGAAGCGUGAAUUUCUCUGUGAUUCCCUUGGAGCUCCAUUGGCUCUGCGCAAAUUGAAGAUGAUGCUGCAAGUCUUCUCUAUAAUGCGGCGGAUGAUCAAGAAGGGGCGCAAGGCGGCCAAUCCGAAGGAGAUAGGUGAGUGUUCUACAGCGGCCUCGUAGGUGAGGGGGCAAGUGGGAAACCUGUUUCAAGUGAUUCGCGACGCCAAGAGAAUCUGCAAUGGAGCACAAGAGGGAUCCACAGAGUCACCGCUGCCAUGGUAUUCAUAGAGAUACCACAAGAAGCGCUUUAUUGUAUAUGCUGGCUCUAUAUGUUGCUGUGCUAAGGUGCCCAAGAUGCAUGGAUUUUAGAAGAUGUAUGCAGUCACUUUGUCUUUUCUCUCUUCCCAUAUUAAAUCUUCGGUUUAUACAAGCGAACUCUUUAUGUUCUCUUUCUCUCGCAUUCUCAUCUCACAUUGAGGCAAUCGCUGUUGGUGAAGCAAGAAGAUUUCUUCGCCAUUUCUCUGCACGAGAGCUGGCGAGCUGGAUACUUUUUGGGUGGGAUGGCAACCAAAAUUGGCGUCUUCGUUGGCGUAUUGCUUUUUAAUGGCAGUUUCAGGAUUCAACCACGCAUUUUAUCACCCACCAACACGCACUCGUGAGAACGAAAAGAAUACACUUUUCGCUCGCGCCAAACAUUCCCCCUUGCCUAGAAGACAAAGCCAGCAAAUUAUGUAUGUAUAUGUAUGUAGCAUAAGAAUUAUUAUUGCAAUAGCAAAAUUCUCAAACAUAUUAAUUAAAAAUUUGUAAAAUUAGAAAAAAAUCUAUUCUAAAUUCUAAAUCCAUAUGGUAUAUCACCUAGAAUGGCUAAUAAAUUUAAUUUUUAGUGCUGGAGGAUUUAUGUUUAAAUGUCCGGAUGAGAUUUUUUUUUGGUAAAAAGACAAUAAAGUCGAAUUUCCAUGCAUUGAGAAUAAAAUUUAAAAGUGUGAAUUUUAUGGAUUUUUUUUAAUACAUCUUUCCAUCUUUUCUCGUUAUAGGGGCACUAUAUACCUACAAAUACCAACAGUUGGAAAGACGGAGAGUGCGGAAGGUGCGAGGAUGGGGCUGUCGAAGUAUUUUGUGGUCUCUCUGAUGACUGUACACCAAAUGAAGUGACCGCCGAAGCGUAUAGGAGCACUCCAACAAAUUCGUUUCACCUGAGCAUGACGUCAUUCGGUUAAGUCUUUCGCGGCGCGAAAUCAAAUCCCAUCCGCGAGUCAGUAGAGUACAGCACUCUGAAGUGGAAGCACGUACGUGGAAUUUUUCGUGCUUGCUGGUGUCACUGCCGUGUGAGAUUGAGAGACUUUUCCGUGGGUUAUGUGAGACGUUGUGGGCUUUAUUCCAUCACCUGUGUAUCUGUAUUGUGUGUGUCUUACGAAUUUGGACUGUCCAGUACUUUAUUUUUUUUUGUAUGGUAUAGCAUUGCUGUGUGCUACCAAGUAGUCAAAAAUACCCGCGCGGUAGAAGGCCAAAAAGUGUUGUUUUCGAUGCGUUGCACACAGUGAAGAGAAAAGUUCGAGGUGCUUUUCAUAUAUACAUACCUAUAUGUGAAUGUUAUGUGGUGAUACCUCCUUGGCAAAUAACACAACGGAGGAGUUUCCAAUCCGAAAAAGCAAGAAAUAUUGAAACAGCUUCAGCGAAGAGGCCGAGUGCGGAUUUUAUUUGAGAUCAUCAAUGACACUUUUGUAAAAGCCAGCUGUAUAAAGAUGUAUCGCUCCGUGGCAAUUUACUGCAUCCUCCUUGGCGUGAGCUGCAGCUGGAUCACGACUUUGGCCCAGUCAAAUUAUGCAUCGCAUGCAAAUAACGUGGAGUACCAGGGCGAAGGACUGCCCGAGGAAGCCACACUGGACGGAAAGGUAACCAAAUUGGACGAUCUCAGCCCGAUAAUAUUCCUCAAUCGAACCAAAGCUGCCCUCAAUUGUGGUGCAGGAUCAAUGCAAGUCGAUCUCAAGUUCAAUGAAAAAUUCUACGGAAUUGCGUAUGCAGACUUCGAUAGGAAUAGCGCAUGCCAAAUCCUCGGAAAGGGUGAUCUGAGCUAUAAACUUGAGCUACCUCUUAAGGGGUGCGGGACCAAACAGGAACCCCAGCGGGUCUUUACAAAUAAUAUCGUUGUGAGAUUCCAUCCCGGCUUAGAGAUGGACGGUGAUGAAAUUAUUACCAUCGUUUGCCGAUAUCCCCCUCCAGUGGCGCCAAUUCCCGCAGGACUACCUGCCCCAAUUUUGAAUGACGUUGUUCCCGCCUCUGUUGUGGAAGCACCACUGAAAGGGAUUCAAAUUCUAUUAAUUAUAUGCGCUAUAAUGUUCCUCACGCUCCUUCUUCUUGGACUCGGUGUCUCCUACUACUGCCUCCGUAGGCGCCCAGUUACAGUGGUCCGUCGUCUACCAAUGUCAAUGGGUAGUGGGUCAGAGAUUACAAAACUCAGUGGUAGCAGUUUGGGUAAUAUUAGUGCAUUCGAGGGUCUCAAGAUACCCCGAGCACAUGCUCCAUUGGCUGCUGUGCACAGUUCCUCCGGUAGCGAUGGACCCCUUAUUUCUGACACCAUCCCAUCUGACUAUCCAAGUGAGAGUCAUUCGGAAAUUGAAGAAGUUGACACACGAUCACUGCCAGUUAGUUCCACGGGUAGCUUUGAGAAUCGCGCCUUUGUUCAGGACAACUCUAGCAUUUAUAGUGAACACUACGGGCACACUCAGGAGUUCCAGGCAGCCAAUGCUGUUGCUCAAGCUUCAAUGGUGCCACGUCUACCACUUGCAGUCAAGGAAUCCUCACCUAAAUUUGAUGUUCAAGUUCGCGUGAAGCGAGCUGCUCCUCCUCCACCGGCUUCCCUUUCUUCAGAUACCGACAGCGUGGCCAAUAGUCGCAUUGAACGCAAUAAUCUCUCAACAAUUAUGGAGAGUCAUGAAGAUCGCGAUAGUAUCCUCACCAUUGACUCCAUGCCACAGGAUGUAGCUCACAGUCAAUUCACCUAUGUCCCAGAACUUCAUCCUGCUCCACGACACGUUCAGGCACCGCCUGUAUUCUCGCGUAUAGUACGCAAACAGCAAGAAAUGAUUCAACGCCAGGAACGUCAGUGGCCAGAAGAUAUUGUGGAUGCCCCACCGUCAAUUCCUGAUACGCGUAGUAUUGCUUCAUUGGGCACGGAAAUGACAGAUACCCAUUCAAUUGGUGAAAUGAUUGAUUCAUCGCAUCUCUAUCCCAUCAGCAGCUACAGAUCCUCAAUUCAUAUGGAGAAUACCGAAGCAAUGCCUGAGCCGCCAAUUCAUGUGAUGCGUAAACCAGAAAUAACUUCACAUGUUGUGGAUGAUGUCUUCUUGCGUACCAUCACAGAGAAGAAGACAAUUGAAGAUAUUGAGAAGUAUAAGCGAAAGGUAACAGAGUAUGCUUCCGCGAAACCCAUUCCCGAUCCUACAUGGGAUGUUACCAUACGCAAAUAUGCCACUGACGAGCAUCAGCAGCCACAAUGGGAAGACUUUUCUGAUCGUUCAUCGAGUAUUUCAGGUGUUCCCCUAACACCACAGAUGGAGCGUGCACCACUUGUCAAUGUGCCACCAAUGCCGUACUUGGAUGAAUCAGGAGAGAAACUCCGAAGCCCGGAACUAGUCGGAAAUAUGAAGCCAAUUGAAUUGCCACCCGAGGAUAAGAGUGUUCCAAAUUGGGAUGUUCUCAUUCGAAUUCUCGAACCGGAAAUUUCAGAAAUUGACGAUCGUACAUCCACAGAAUCCCCGGUCAGCUUCUUAACGCGCCAGUUGAGCUAUGAAGAUAAAACCAAGUGGAAGGAGAUAAUUACAACAGAGUCCACUUUGCGCACAAUGCUGACAGAAGCCGUGGUGAAGGAGGACUUUGAGCGUAUUCGUAGUGAUGCUCGCUAUGAGAGUCUCUUUGAACCCCAAUCAUGGGAUGUGAUUAUCCGUAUUCUGGCACCACCUGAGGAAGAUGUGGAACUCCGCAAUGCGAGAAAGUUCAAGAAGAAGGAAGCAUGGGAUACCCGAUCACGACGCAGUUCCUUGCCGACCCUUUACGAAUACGACAGCGACGGUGGAUCAUCAGUGAGGACAAUUAGUCAAGAUCCGAGUCAACCUAUUUCAAUUCAACUGCAACAGCACCGUUCUCGACGAACGUCCCGCUCUUCGUCCACAUACAGAUCCGACAAUGUGGAUAUGCGAUCCAUGUCCGAGGUAACCGUUGACUUUGGACGUCCAGAUCAUCUGGAUAAUACAUCAGAUGCCAGCAGCCACUACCCCAAUCGAUACUACGAGGAUGAUCCCUACGAUCGACGCUCUCUGCAGCGGUCACUUAGUCAACCUAGUCUUGCACGAUCUGCUAGUGAAUUCACAGAACGCUGGGUGGCUCCCGAUACAGGAUCCGAUAUGUCCUCGCCCGAUCAAACGCCAAAAGUGCGACGAUCAAGACGACUCAUGACAACAUUCCAACAACUUCCAAGUACAAGCGGAAGUAGUCAACAGGAACAUGUUGUGGCACAAUCCCAGUAUGUAGAGCAGAGAACCAGCUACCAAGCUUCAGGUUCAGUGGCUCCACAGGAUUGGUAUGGAGAUCAGGGCAGGAUGUAGGAGAGCUGAUGUGCCCAACCCAUUUCCAACGAUCAAUACUAAAAAUUAUUACUUGUAGUAUUAAUAAUUUUAUCAAUGUGCCAACAAAAUACUUUUGUUAAUUUUAUGUCACUCUCUGUAACUCUGUUAUCUCAAUUCUAAUCCAAUCAAUGCCGAAACUUGGAACUUCUAUCUGCCUACAAUUUAUUUUCGAGCGAGUCUUUCGUUUUUUUUUUCAAUUUCACGAAAUAAUAUUAAAUGAAACACCUCUUUAAAUGUUAUAAUUUUAAAUUAACUCACUCCUGUGAUAGGAUUUUAAUGGCGUUGUGACUGUAAAAUUAAUUGAUUAUACUAUUUUCUUUAAUAAAUCAAGAGAAGAGAUAAUCUUAUGCCAAUAAUUAUGUACAGUUGAAUUCAAAACAGUCACAAUGAAUUUUUAGUAAUUUGUACUUAAAAUCUCUUCUCUUUUCUUUAGGAAUCCUUAACAUUAGAAAACGACUCGAGAAAACCUGAACUUUCAUGUUAUUUUUCACUCAUUUCAUGUUCAAGCAUAAAAAUAUAAGUAUGUAGGAUGUGAAAUAAUUGAAAAAUUAUGUCAAAAUCAUUAUUUUUCUCUCAAAUAUCUAGCGCCACUUGCACUAAAGCACUGUUGAUCAAAUUAAUCACUAGAAUUCACAUAAAUGGGAUCGAUCAGCAAGUUUUUUGGUUCAUUUGGCAAAAGUAUCAAUUUUUCAACUUGCAAAAAAUUAAAGAUUUAUACAUAAAUCGUAUGAUCUUCUUGAUUCUAAAAAAAAUAACGAUUAGGUGGAGGGACGCAAAUGCAAUUUUAGGAAAUUCUCUUAUAUUUUUUGUCUCUCACCUUGAGACGUGAUUUUCAACACGAAUAUCAUUUCCGUACUAAAAACAUUCCAUUUUUUUAUAUUCGUAUGGGAAAUAUUUUAUCUGAAUCCAAUUCUGUAACUAAUCAUCAACGUAAUUUUAAUUUAAAAUAUAUAUAUUUUUUUAGAAAAAUAAUCUCAUUAAUUUUAGCAAAUAAGUGAUAAAAUUUUCCAGGAAAAAAAAGUCGCAUCAAGGAAAAUUCUGUAAUAACUCAUAGUUUUAAUAAGAAAUAAAAAAAAGAAAAUAUUGUAUUACACCAAUUUAUUGGCAAGUAUAAUUAAAAAAAAAAUAAUAAAUGCUUCUACAAAA